CACGUCUCCACUAAUCUCUCUCUCUUCCACUCAGUCUCCUUCUCUCCCCACUCCCCCCUCUCAAAAACAGACUUGAUCAUGGCCGAGUCUCGCAACCUUGAGCACCGUCGCUCAAACUUCAAGGGCCGCACCCAGUUCUCUGCCCAGGAGCUCCGCCGACGACGUGAGGAGCAGCAGGUCGAGAUUCGCAGGCAAAAGCGCGAGGAGUCUAUUGCCAAGCGCCGUAACUUCCAGGCUGCUGCUGAUGACGACCUCGACUCGGACGACGAUGGAGAGGAGCUCGGUGACGCCGCCCUCGGCGACACCCUCCCCCAGAUGCUCCAGGCCAUCUACAGCAACGACCCCGAGACCCAGCUUGACGCGACCACCAAGUUCCGCAAGCUCCUCUCGAAGGAGAAGAACCCCCCUAUCGACCGCGUGAUCGAGUGCGGUGUCGUCCCCCGCUUUGUCGAGUUCCUCAACUCGAGCAACACCAUGCUCCAGUUUGAGGCUGCUUGGGCUUUGACCAACAUUGCCUCGGGCACCUCGGAGCACACCCAGGUUGUUAUUGCCGCUGGCGCCGUUCCCCUCUUCAUCCGCCUCCUUUCUUCGCCCGUCCUUGACGUGCGCGAGCAGGCCGUCUGGGCUCUUGGUAACAUUGCCGGUGACUCGCCCAAGUGCCGUGACCACGUCCUCAGCCAGGGUGCCCUUCAGCCCCUGCUCCAGCUCCUCAACGAGAACCACAAGCUGUCGAUGGUCCGCAACGCCACCUGGACUCUGUCCAACUUCUGCCGUGGCAAGUCUCCCCAGCCUGACUGGAACCUCAUCUCGCCCGCCCUCCCCGUCCUUUCCAAGCUCAUCUACUCGCUUGACGACGAGGUUCUCAUUGACGCCUGCUGGGCCAUCUCGUACCUCUCGGACGGUACCAACGACAAGAUCCAGGCCGUUAUCGAGAGCGGUGUCUGCCGUCGUCUUGUGGACCUCCUGAUCCACCCCUCGACUGCCGUCCAGACCCCUGCUCUCCGCUCGGUUGGCAACAUUGUCACUGGUGACGACCUCCAGACUCAGGUCAUCAUCUCGUCGGGUGCUCUCCCUGCUUUGCUCAGCCUCCUUAGCUCGCCCAAGGACGGCAUCCGCAAGGAGGCCUGCUGGACCAUCUCCAACAUCACCGCUGGUUCGCCCCACCAGAUCCAGGCCAUCAUCGACGCCAACAUCAUCCCUCCCCUUAUCACCAUCCUCCAGAACGCCGACUUCAAGACCAAGAAGGAGGCAUGCUGGGCCAUCUCCAACGCCACCUCGGGUGGUCUCUCGGAGCCCAACCAGAUCCGCUACCUCGUCCAGCAGGGCUGCAUCAAGCCCAUGUGCGACCUCCUCGGCUCGAUGGACAACAAGAUCAUCCAGGUCGCCCUCGACGGUCUUGAGAACAUCCUCAAGGUCGGUGAGAUCGACAAGGAGGCCGCUGGCCCCGGUGCCGAGAACCAGUACGCCCGCUUCAUCGAGGAGGCCGGCGGAAUGGUCGCCAUCCACAACCUCCAGCACCACGAGAACCUCGAGAUCUACAAGAAGUGCUACUACAUCAUGGACAAGUACUUCCCCGACGACGACGAGGAGGAGGCCGACGGCGCCGCCCCCGCCGUGGACGCCGCAGGCAACUACGCCUUCCAGUCCUCUGUCGCCGCUCCCCAGGGUGGCUUCAACUUUGGUGCUUAAAUCGUCGCCGACUAGACCGUGGGAAGCUUGCCUAGAGGGCACCUCGCCACCUGGUUUCAUUACCUCGCAUAUUGUCUCGCCUUCCGUUCUAUUUUUCCUCCGUCUCGACUCUUGUUUGUGUUUCCAAGGCCUCGCAACCGCAUUGGCGGCGCGCGCAACCGUGUCGCUGCCACCUAGAAUCUGCCGCAUCGGACCAUCCCCAUCUCGCCACCACCACCACCGACACCACAACAUAUAACGAUCCGGCCUCUGCACCGAGGGCAACUGCAACCAGCCCCUCGACGUCCGUCUGCUCCUCAAGUCAUUUUUCAUUUACCUCACCUCAACAAAUUCCCCCACCCCUUCCCCUCGCCUCCCCAACCACAACCUACCUCGUGGUAGCUUGCUUAAACUAGUGAGCCAGCGCACAUUCUCAGCUCGCUGGGCUGUCCAUCGCCGUCUUCCAGUACUGUACAUUGUAGAGUGUAGGCUUUGGUGGACAGAUGCAAUCUCGUCGCUGUAA
Molecule: messenger RNA, 2191 nt
Organism: Vanrija pseudolonga
Lineage: Eukaryota; Fungi; Basidiomycota; Tremellomycetes; Trichosporonales; Trichosporonaceae
Gene: kapA
Product: Importin subunit alpha
Exons: 4
Coding region: 79-1689 (536 amino acids)
Biological process (GO): NLS-bearing protein import into nucleus
Cellular component (GO): nucleus; nucleoplasm; cytoplasm
Molecular function (GO): nuclear import signal receptor activity; protein binding
Source: RefSeq, a predicted model, not a curated record